This is a messenger RNA of Triplophysa dalaica, 3136 nucleotides long. It is a transcript of the gene gpsm2, whose product is annotated as G protein signaling modulator 2. The record is from RefSeq and is a predicted model, not a curated record. Bases 472 to 2484 code for a protein of 670 amino acids. The transcript is spliced from 16 exons. Gene Ontology annotation, molecular function: protein binding; GTPase regulator activity. Lineage: Eukaryota; Metazoa; Chordata; Actinopteri; Cypriniformes; Nemacheilidae.
UCCGGGUAAAGUUUACUCAACACACCGCCUCGAGGAAUUCAAAUUUAUUGUUUUAAUGUUUCAUCUUAUCCGUCGAUUUUAAUGCUGGAUUUCUGCGGUAUUAUUGAUCAGUUGUUCCUGAAAGGAGAAACCGGGGACGAUCUGUGAGGAAACGGCGGAGUUUGAGCUGCCCAUAGAAGUCAGACACAUAUUUCAGAGAGCUCCGGAAGAGAGUCCCGGACACGACACGCACACAAAUACACACUUCCCAAACCCACUGCUAUGGAAAGGCAGUUCCCGUGACUUAUAAUAAUGUGGAUAAGCCCAACUCUUGUUCUCACACUGGACUCUGGCACCACAAAUUAUCAAUGAGACUUUAAUUGGGAGUAAAGGGUUUUUUUAACCACUUCCUGGGAAUUGGGUCGUUUUUCUUUUUUGGAUGGACUACUUUUUUUCGAUUUGGCUCGGAUCAGCACUUGAUAAUGUUCUUCGAUGGCUGCGAGCAGUGCAGCAGUUAGCAUGCCGAAUGACAACCAAACCGUUCAUGUCCACUACAGGAUGGAGGCAUCCUGUUUGGACCUGGCUUUGGAGGGGGAACGCCUGUGUAAAAUGGGGGAUUACAGGGGUGGUGUUUCUUUCUUCGAGGCGGCCAUGCAGGUUGGCACAGAAGACCUGCAGGUUCUGAGUGCCAUCUAUAGUCAACUGGGCAAUGCCUACUUUCAUCUGCAGGACUACAGCAAAGCUCUGGAGUUCCAUCACCAUGAUCUUACAUUAACUAGGACCACUGGGGAUCGGCUUGGUGAAGCUAAAGCUAGUGGAAACCUGGGGAACACAUUAAAGGUUUUGGGACGCUUUGAUGAAGCAGUGGUCUGCUGCCAGAGGCAUUUAGAUAUCGCCAGAGAACUGGACGACAUGGUGGGGCAAGCUCGAGCAUUUUAUAAUUUUGGAAACGUGUUCCAUGCCAAGGGAAAGAGCAUUUGCUGGAGUGGGGCGGAGCCCGGAGACUUCCCUGAUGAGGUCAUGAUAGCACUUAAAAAAGCUGCUGAAUACUACGAAGCAAACCUGUGUAUCGUAAAGGAGCUCGGAGACAGAGCAGCACAGGGAAGGACUUAUGGGAAUCUAGGGAACACAUACUACCUCCUAGGAAACUUUAGGGAUGCAAUGGCGUCCCAUGAGCAGCGUUUGCUCAUUGCUAAAGAGUUUGGAGACCGCUCUGCAGAGAGGAGAGCCUAUUGCAACCUAGGAAAUGCCUGUAUAUUCCUUGGUGAUUUUGAGAAGGCUGCAGAACAUUACAGGAAAGCUCUACAGUUAGCACGGCAGCUGAAAGAUCUGGCGGUGGAGGCUCAGGCCUGCUACAGUCUGGGUAACACGUACACGCUGCUGCAGGACUAUGAGAGAGCCAUAGACUACCAUCUGAAACAUCUCAUCAUCGCUCAGGACCUCAAUGAUAGGAUCGGUGAAGGUAGGGCCUGCUGGAGUUUAGGGAAUGCACAUACAGCACUGGGGAAUCAUGACCAGGCCAUGCACUUUGCUGAAAAACACCUGGAAAUCUCAAAAGAGACUGGAGAUCGAACUGGUGAACUCACUGCUCGUAUGAACGUCUCAGAUCUUCAGAUGGUGCUUGGCCUCAGUUACAGCACAAACAAUUCUGUCCUUUCGGAGAGAAAAGACAUCGACUACGACCUGCAUGGAGCGAGACCCAAGAUGAGCAGACGGCACAGUAUGGAGAACCUAGAGCUGCUGAAACUCACACCUGACAAAAUCAGCGCUCAGAAGUGGACAAGUGACAUUCUCUUCAAGCAGCCCAAAUCCACACUGGCCAAGUCGUCAUCAAGACUCUCCUUUGUCAAUCGUUUCCGAGGAAAGAAACACAAACUGCAGAGCAGCUCCAGUAAAAUCCUGCAGGACACAAGCAACACAAGAGAAACUCCUCAGAACAAAAAUGGCAGUAAAGAUAUUUUAGGAGACGAGGGCUUCUUUGACCUGCUGAGUCGUUUUCAGAGCAACAGGAUGGAUGACCAGAGGUGUGCAAUACAGGAUGGGAGGAGCCAUCUGUUUGUUCAAUCUGGCUCUUCUUCUCCACCCAACACACCACCUGGAACCAUCAGGAAAUCGGUCUCAGAGUCUGCUGCAACUCCAGGUCAGGAGCCGUUUCUCAGGCUGUUGGAGAACGCUCAGGGCAAGAGGCUGGACGAGCAGAGGGCAGGAAUAGGCAACAGUUUGCCUGGCCUGCGCACACUAUCUGAACACAACAACAAUGAUAGUAGACGGAUGAUCCUCAGUCAGGUCAUGGCUAGCACGGAUGCCACUGAACCCGACGAUCAGUUCUUCGACAUGCUUGUCAAGUGUCAGGGGUCUCGUCUGGAAGAUCAACGCUGUGCUCCUCCUCCUCCCUCUUCUGCUCGAGGACCCACCGUCCCAGAUGAAGACUUCUUCAGUCUCAUUAUGCGCUCACAGGCCAAAAGGAUGGAUGAGCAGAGAGUCACACUGCCCUCCUGCCGCUGAACACAAAUUUUUCUCUGCACACAAAGUGUGAUUCGGACCUCAUGCUGUAUACACAGAAAGUGUGAUUCGGAUUUUGACCAUCUUUCAGAACUGUCUUUGAUCAUUUUGGAUAAAUCUCAUUCAAUCUCAUUUUAUGUACAGCUGUAACAAACAACUGUUAUGGGACAAAAUGUAAAUAGCACAUUUUAUCUUUUAUUUUUUUCAAAUGUCAGCUCUUAGUUCAUACUUAAAAAUGCUAAUGUUCAAUUUAAUCAGCAGGUUAUAUUAGUUAUAGGCUGCUUUUUUUUUUAAUAAUUGCAAUUAAUGAAACAAAUGUAUCUUUUGAUACAAGAGUAUUUAUUUGUCAUUUUUACCACCAUUAUUUACCCUUUAGUAUGAAAUUUGUAAGCAUGAGAUAAAUAGCACUGCGUUCUUAUUGUAAUGUCACAAAAUUAAUUUGCAAACAUAUGUAGGCCUUUAAAAAAUCAGGACUAAAGAAAUUGACCUUUACAGAAAAAAAUGUAUUUAAUACCAUUCGGACAAAAAAUAUUUUGGUCUACAUGUUUGAGCCUCUGUAAAUUUGUCAAGUUCUGAGUUUUAAAAGUAAAAGGACUACCAUUUAAACAUGAAAAUGAAUUUACAACAAUUACCUGCAAUACAGUUGAGUAAUACA